Colletotrichum karsti is the source of this 1197-nucleotide messenger RNA. RefSeq names its product mucin. Bases 1 to 1197 code for a protein of 398 amino acids. The transcript has 2 exons. The record is from RefSeq and is a predicted model, not a curated record. NCBI's taxonomy places the organism in Eukaryota, Fungi, Ascomycota, Sordariomycetes, Glomerellales, Glomerellaceae.
AUGCCGUAUAACACACGACGCAAGUCGCUCUCUUUGCCGUCCCUUGGGAUUCACGUCCCGGGUAGCCAUGCUCACCGCAGUCCUUCCACCGCCACUUCGCGUCGAACCAUCUCCGAACAAACACCAAGCCGCAUCGCCAUCACAGCGACUACGAUAACAUCGCAUCCGAAUAAGAGACAGAAGCGAUCCCAUGGAGACGAGGCAAGGCAAAGGCACGGCUCGUCGAAGCGUCCGGACGAGAAGGCAAUGCUGGAGCACACGCCACCGCCAUCCCCAACAAUCGACGACACGGUCGAGAUGGAAGACGCGGUGCCAUCAAGAAAAAUAGAUAUGGAAGGCAUCAAUGAUGAGAUCGUCGAGGCCGUCAUCGUCCAACUCCAGGCGACGGCAAAUAGACCUCAUCUCGUCAAGGAGUUGGCGACCGUCUUGUCGCAGCAAUUGACCAUUGUUCAACACUCUGCCAAUCCAUGUGCCAUUGUUUCGUCGCGCCUCGCUGCUUACCUCAAGCGGUCUUGCUGGAGUGCUCUGGCGCCGUGUCCUGUAGCCAAGGAAUUGGAAACAGUACACCCUCGCCGCACAUACUUCUACCUGACGACGUGCCCGAGGCAACCAUUCCCUGACUCUGCAGCGUCGCUUCUCCUCCAGCGAUCCGUCAUUUCGCCGUCAUUAUCCAGUGUAGCAUCUGGUUCUGAUGAUGAUGACUUGGACUUGCGCCGAAGGGAGCUGAGUCCGUCGCCCGAGGUCGACCUCUCGUCUCCUGAGUUCGACGACGGGGAUGACGACUUCGCCAUGCCCUCAACGCCCGUCGGGUCACUUCCCAACAGUCUGCGUUAUGCAAGAAGUCAUCGAAGUGCCUCGCCUCCUCUUGAAAAGGACGAACGUGAGUUUACUCAAACGGCAGACGUGCUCCAGAAACGCAAAUUGGCCCGUGAGUUCUCGUCAGCAGCUGCUGGCGACCACUCAGCCUAUGAAGCGGCACGUGACGAUAACAUGUUCGACGAGAAGCAGGGUGUUCAUGUGAAUGGCGGCACUGCCCCCAUCCACUUCCUGACUAGCCCGGCCAUCAAGGCUACCAUGCCCUCCAAGAAGGAAGCCGACGGCGACGGCUGGCUGAAGCUGGGAACACUACUAGAGUGGGACCAUAGGCCGGAGAACAUUGAACUCGACGAGCUUGACUGUUUGCUGGAUUCGUGUUAA